This is a messenger RNA of Diorhabda sublineata, 4495 nucleotides long. RefSeq names its product follistatin-related protein 5-like. Bases 148 to 2871 code for a protein of 907 amino acids. Lineage: Eukaryota; Metazoa; Arthropoda; Insecta; Coleoptera; Chrysomelidae. Gene Ontology annotation, cellular component: plasma membrane; axon. Gene Ontology annotation, molecular function: cell-cell adhesion mediator activity; calcium ion binding. The record is from RefSeq and is a predicted model, not a curated record. The transcript has 20 exons. Gene Ontology annotation, biological process: homophilic cell-cell adhesion; dendrite self-avoidance; axon guidance.
AUUAAGCAUGGCGCAAACCCCUAAAAUGUUCGGAAAAUAGUUGGUCGCCGCGACGUCAAGCUAUAGGAGCGCCGUUUUAGCGAUCUAUUUCUUCGGGUCCUAUCAUGUUUUCUUGAACUGCACUUAUACUCUGAAUAUCUAAAAGAAAUGGCGUUUUUUACAAGUUAUAGGAUAACCUCCUUUUAUAGUUCAAUUUUCCUUCUGUUUCUCCUCCAGUCUCUAGUGCUUACUUCUCAUAUCAAGAGAUCAAGACAUCACAGGGAUUCCGAAACAACAGUUUCACCGGAAACCACACAUAUCAUUUUAUUGGAAACAAAUCCUUGUCUGGUCCAUUAUUGUAGAAAAGGUAGAGAAUGUAUAGUUGAAAAUGGACAUCCGACUUGUGUAUGUCAAACCCAUUGCCCACCGUACGAAAGACCCGUUUGCGGUACAGAUGGUCAAAUUUAUUCGAACCAUUGCGAAAUUCACCGAGCUGCCUGCCUCUUAUCAACUUCCAUUACUGCCACUAGAUGGUCGUUUUGCGAAAACAUUGAGAAAGAGCAACUUUCUAAUACCGAUGUUAAUACUACUAUAAAAGGCAUUGGGCUGAAGGAAAACGCAAUUCCAAUUAACCAGAAUGAGCAAUCAACUCCAAUGAACACAACUGCCUUCUCAGAAACGGAAGAAGCACCUCCGGAAGUUACUACUGAAGACCCUGAAUAUAUGGAUAAUGAGAUAGAUGAUGAUGAUGAUGAAAACGACAUAGAAGACGUCAAAAAUGAUAUAUUUUCUGAUAAAGAAGAUUGUUCUAUGCAGGAAUACGAAGUGCUCAAGGAUAAUUUGUUACUCUACAACCACGCCAGGUUGAUGUCUCAGAACAAUCACAGCAAAGAUUAUCUGGUCUCCAUUAUGUUUUCUCAUUACGACAGAAACAACAAUGGAAACUUGGAAGCUACGGAGUUGAAUGAGAUAUCUGCUCAAGAGCGACUAGAUACUCUGAGUAAAGGAUGCUCGUUAUCUAACAUGAUUCAAUUCGAUGAUACAGAUCAUGACGGGAAGCUUAGUAUCAAUGAAUUCUACGUAGCGUUUAGUAAACUUUAUAGUGUUUACGUUGUUUCCUUGGAUAAAGCUUUAGAAACAAAUCACCUAUCGGCACGUGUUGGUGAUAAUGUCGAAAUAAAGUGUGACGUGACAGGAUCUCCGGUUCCUCCUAUAGUGUGGAGAAGAAACAACGUCGAUUUAGCUACACUCAACGAAGAAGACGUUAGAGUUUUUGGAGAUGGCAGUUUAUAUUUGACCAGGAUUCAAUUGCAACAUGCCGGAAAUUAUACUUGUCAUGCUCAGAGAAACAAGGAUAUCGUUCAAACACAUAUACUCACAGUACAUACUGUACCUGAAGUUCAUGUAACUCCAAGAUUGCAGUCCAAGCGACCAGGAGAAGACGCUCUCAUGUUGUGUCAUGUGGCAGGCGAACCAUUUCCGAAAGUUGAAUGGCUAAAAAAUGAUGAGCAUCUUAAAACGGAAAUUCCUAGAAAAUAUCAAAUUAUUGGCAAUGGUACUUCACUUAGAAUAAGAAACAUCGCCUUCGCAGAUACGGGUGCUUAUAUGUGUCAAGCAGCUAAUAUAGGAGGGUUGACCAGAGAUAUUAGUUCGCUAGUAGUGCAAGAACAACCGACUCCAAGCUCUCCAGACGAAGAGCGUCGUUUUUUCGCUUUUCAUGAUUGGGGAGUAUCGAUCUAUGAACCAUCUACGUGUCGUUUAUAUCACAGAAUACAAUCUACCGAUAUUAUACCAGGAACACAAGAAUACGUAUGUGGCGACAAAGGUGUCAAAUGUGAAUGGGGUAAGGCCAUAAAUGUAGCAAAUAGAUACGUAUACGCCAGCCAACCUAAUAGGGAUAGAAUUCUGAUAAUAUCCAAAGUGCAAAUGGUUGUUGUAGAUGUAGUUAGCACGGAUAAAUACCCAGUAGAAUUACAUCAUGUGCCUCAUCUGGAUCAAGUAUGGAUAUUGAACUGGAGAUCUACAAAUAAUACCGGAAUCAAAACUAUACAGGUUAUAAGAGACGCUGGUCAGAAGAGGAAACAUCAUACAGUACACCCAGAGCCAAUAGAUGGGCAAUUUGAUUUGGUCACUGGAUUAUUUAUUCCUUCUCCUUUACAGGAAUUAUCUCACUAUAGCUUCAAGUACGGAUACGUGACUCAUACUAAUCAAAGGGGAUUGUACAAAUUAGAUUUGGUUAAUCUGCGUUAUACGAGUUCGGUGGAUCUUACGCCUUACAACUGUGUACCGACUCAAGUUAGAUUUUCUUCAUUGUACGGUAUUGUGAUAAUGCAGUGUCUGGAACCGAUAACUAGUAGACCGACAGGACAGCUCGUUCUAGAUUAUUUAACUGAUAGCGUUAUUGCUAUCAAGCCAAAUCUACCAGGAGUACCAUACAUUUCGCCAGAUUCCAGAAAACUAGUCACAUUAGACCGAACUACCAGUGGUGCUACACUCAUUGUCCAGGAAAUUACGUCAAAUGGAUUAUCCUUCAACUUCGAUGUCAAAACUACUUUGAACAUAUCGGAUAUAACAUUCUAUCCAAGUCAAUCAACUCACAGCUACGACAUCUAUGCGUCGGCUCAAGAUAAAGAAGGGAUACUUUUUCUCAAUCUAUUAACUGGUAAAGUAGAAAUGAUCACUGGAGUGGGUAGAGCAGUUCCGCUUCAUCUAAUAAAAUGGAAUAACCCAAAUAGACCGAUCAGCGGAUCUGGACUUUUUGGACAGUAUAUGGUAACUCCAGCUAACGAAGCUUUAUUUGUUAUUAACGGCAGAUCGAGAACAGUGAAUUGCGAAAUCGGAGGUGUACUACAUCCCAGUCAUGUUGUGUGGACAACAUUGAAAUUUCAUUAGUUAGAAAAUUUUUCAUGAAGCAUUAUUUUCACGUCCCCAAGAAGCACUAACAAGAUCACCGUAUUCAAUGCCUCUACGGGAUAGGAAAUUUAGCUCCUUAUUCCAUUUGUUUCAGUUUGUUUAUUCAGAUAUUGUGGACGUUUCAAUUGUAAUCACCUUUAGAGCCUUAUUUUUACGGACAGAUACUAAGAUCAGCGAAUUUACAUAUAUACAGUACGAUUGUAUCAUUUAUGAUUUGAAACAUUCAUUUUAUAAUACUGAGAUUCUAAAUAUGUAUCAAGUUAUCAAGGAAAGGGUAAAUUUCAACUGAAAUCAUGUCCACUCAUGAUUCAUGACGGAAAUAAUUCUGAAUUAAUUAUUAAACUAUCUACUGUUUGAUAUUCGAAUAAUUGUCAUGUGUAAUACGAAAGUCAAUCAAAUAUGAAGGAUAUUUUUCUUUGAAUAAAAUUCAUUUCACAAGAAACAGUUACAUUUCUAAAUUUUUCUAUAUAAUUCUAGCCUAACAUAACCAUUUUUUGCCUUGAGGUAGGGCGGAAGCCUUCCUUUGAGCUUUGUGGACGCCGCGGGAGGACAACGGAUUCUCAUAUCUUCGGCGCACCUAAUAUAACCUAACCUAACUUAUCUGAUCUGACUUAACCUAACCUUAUUUUACACAACCUAACCUAAGCUUGAGACUUUGUAUUAGAAGGAAAUAAAUGGGGGCCACUCCUAAACCUCAAUUUAAGCCUUGUUUCUUCGGUAUUUACACGAAAAAUAUUACCUUCAUAUAUCUUAUUUAUAUUCAGAAAAUGUAUUUCAUUCUAAUGCAAUGUCUUAAGCUUGUAAGUGUGAAGCUUUUAAACUUGGGGAUGGACGCAGGGGAUAAUUUUCUGAAAAGAACCGCUCAAAAAAGUAUAAGAAAAAAUAGAUCAAAAUUCAAAAGAAAGAAGUUAAGUUCUUUUCUACUAGAAGAAAUUCAAAUUUUAUUCCCAAAUUUGUUUUCCUUGCGCCCCUGCAAAGUGGUCAAAAAGAUUUCUUUUCAGUAUAAUACUACAUCUCCACAAUUAAUUAUUGUUGUAAGAAUAAGUUAUAUUACGAUGAAAAUUUUGAAAUCGACCCCAAUACUGAAGAUUCGUCGAAUAUGCUCUGAAGAAAACAAAAAUUGUGGCUCCUUAAAUGCUAAACAAAAUGUAGUAAAAGGCUCAAUAACGAAUAGGCUCAUUAUUCGAGACCUUUAGUUAGCAUAUCUACUAUUUUUAAUGCUUCAAAAUUCCUUACAUUUGGUAGAGAGAAGAAAAUAUUUAAAAAAACAUAUAAAAAACAUGAAAAAUCCUCGAAACUAGGCAAAUUGCGGUACCUCCUGUUUCCCCCCACCUCGACAUAUCGAGCUUAUAUAUACGUUGAAAUGUCAUAUUUGACCUCUACUACUCGAAUAUCAUACCGAAAAUUCGAUCCUGAAGAAUGUAUUCGAUCUAUUGAAGAAAAACCACAAUUUUGACGUAUUUGUCACAAAAAUCGAAAAAUGGGGAAUUUUUCAAUUUGAAAUUUGGGGCACCUCUCGAGGUAGAAUAUCGAAAGUAAUGACAUAUUUAUUUUCAGCAAGGUCAAAAUAUGUAAAAUCUACCUUAGGAACAUCAAACUUGCU